CAGUAACGCGCCUCACGGGUGGCAGUCACGGACAGAGCCGGCCGCCCGUCACUGUGGUCAUCUCAAAUCCUCCGUCAAAUCCCUGCCUCCUACCAUCCUCUCGACCUCGACGCUUCUCACGCCCGCAACAAUCGUAGAGAGAGUGGGAGAGGGAGACACCUUCCGCUUCAAGCCUCCUCCGAAUUCAGCAACCGCCGCACCACCCCGCCAUACCCUGCCGAGCCAUUCACCUCAAAAGCAGCAGCGUGCAUGCAGACGCAGUGCAGCUAGCAGAAGCGCCUAAAGCCACCGCCGCGUGCUGCCGCCAUCUAGCGGAAGCGCAGGCCGACACACGGACGCACACCUCUUCUCUCCCCCCUUCCCCUUCCCCUGCCAUUGCCGAGCUCGGAUACGCUGCGAGGUCGCGGCGUCGACAGGGGUGGCCGGGAGGAAUGUCUGAACCGGCCACGCAAUGCAGGGGAAAUGGGGGCGGCGGCGAGGGCGGCGCCGGCGGUAUGAGGACGGUGGAGUGCCUCAGAGGGAGGCUGCUCGCCGAGAGGGUGGCGUCCAAGGCGGCCAAGGAGGAAGCCGACCAGCUCGCCGCCAGGUUGGACGAGCUUGAGAAGCGGCUCUCCGACGAGGUCAAGAUCAGGGACAGGGCGGAGCGGAGGCUGAGGAGGGCCAUCAAGAGGCUCGAGUCCCUCAAGAUUCUGGAUGUGGGGAGCUCCAUCGGCUCGCUCUCCUCCAACUCCAACGCCUGCUCCGGCCAACAGGCGGCGCCGGAGACAGAGGAGAGCAACGGUCCUGCAGUAUCGCUGAGCACCGUCGAUUCGGUGCUGUCAGACCCUCGCGCGGGCGGCGAGGACAAGGGAUGGGACGGCGAGAGCGUCAAGGGCUCCUCGGCCGGUUCCUGCACUCAGGCCAACUCCUCCCAGGACGGGAGCUGGUUCUCCGUCGUGUCCGAGCAGUCCGGCUCUGGCGCCUGCAAGGAGGAGAGCCGCACGGAGGACUCUGACGACGCCGAGAAGUGCGGUUCCGGUGACGCCGCUGGUGACGUCGAUCGUGAUUCAGUGAGGAGGAGAGAAGAGCAGCCUGGAGCGUCCAGCGGCUCGUCGAAAUCCGAAGCGAGCUACCGCGACGAGGAGGACGACAGGCUCGCGCUGGUGCUGGUGGACAACCCGCACUACAGCGCAGAGCCGGCCGAGACCAAGGAGAAGGAGAAAGAAGAGAAGGACGGGCUCGCCAUGGUCCUGGCGGACCCCCAGCCGAGAGCGACGAGCGUCGGCGGCAACGACGUGCAGUCGGUCCUGCUGGCGCUGCGGCAGGUCAAGGAGCAGCUGCGCUACACCAUCCAGAGGAGGUCGGAGGGGCUCGUCGCGCACCGAGAGCUAUGCGGCCACUGACCGAGCCUGUUCUGUUCUGGUCUCAAAGGCAUCUUUUGUUGUUGUUGUUGCGAUGCUCUCAAAAGCAUCCCGAGAAACGGAAGCUCAAGUGUGUUGCACUUGCGCUUACACUUGCACUGGUGUAUUUAUCUACAGCGUUGGGAGUAUAUGUUGGAAUAAGGCUUUACUCGUGUGACACGUUGUAGUGGUUGUAUAUAUUUAUAUGAAAAGUGGAUUCCAUGUGUUGUUUACUAGUGUUCGAAAGCAAAGGGAUGACUAAUACACCCUUGUUCACAAAUAUAAGAUGUUCCAACA
Molecule: messenger RNA, 1676 nt
Organism: Triticum dicoccoides
Lineage: Eukaryota; Viridiplantae; Streptophyta; Magnoliopsida; Poales; Poaceae
Exons: 4
Coding region: 432-1382 (316 amino acids)
Source: RefSeq, a predicted model, not a curated record